Molecule: messenger RNA, 655 nt
Organism: Melitaea cinxia (Glanville fritillary)
Lineage: Eukaryota; Metazoa; Arthropoda; Insecta; Lepidoptera; Nymphalidae
Exons: 3
Coding region: 92-577 (161 amino acids)
Source: RefSeq, a predicted model, not a curated record
GUUAAUACUUAAGUUCUAAACAAUACAUCCACGUACCUUUCUUCACAGUUCAUUUAACAAUCACACUACUUUGUGUUCGCUUUUACUAAAUAUGUUCCUGAGUGUAUUAGUAUUAGGUGUUAUUUUUAUCUCUUCUGCGCAAUCGAAAGCAAUUUAUCCACAGAAUGUAAUAACGGUACCACCAAAUUGUCCAAUAGGACAAGAACUUAUCAAUGGCGAAUGUAGAGACAUUUGGAAAGGUGGCUCUGUAACAUCAGCGCCAUCAUUACAAAUGUACGAUAGCAGAAAUAUGGUGACCGUACCAACGAACUGUCCUCCAGGACAAGUAUUGAUAAAUGGAGUAUGCCGCGAUAUAUGGAGAAAUGGAGCUUUAACUGAAUCGAAGCUUGCUGAAAUAUUUUUAAAAGAACUAUGGACACGACUGUCUCACAAUCGAAACCCAAGGCAGACAGAAGAAAGUGAAGCAAAAGACUUAUCUGAAGAUAACUUGACAGGGAAAAAUAUAAUAAGCAUUCCGAAUCAAUGUCCACAAGGGUACAAACCUGAUGCACUUGGUAUUUGUCGCAAAAUUUUUUAAUGUAACAAUUUAUCAAAAUAUCAAUAACAAUGGUUUCAGGCAGAUAUAAAAUUCUUAGUAAAAAUAUUUUUCGCUAAU